Messenger RNA from Protopolystoma xenopodis, 801 nucleotides. Lineage: Eukaryota; Metazoa; Platyhelminthes; Monogenea; Polystomatidea; Polystomatidae. The record is from the annotation of a GenBank genome assembly.
AUGUUAGUCAUCAUCUUUUUUAGGCCACUUGGGCUCCACUUGCGUCUUCAAGCUAUAGCCGCUUUUAAGCUUCACCAGCAGCAACAAAGACAAUACCAACAAGCCCAGCUGAAAUAUUAUCGGUUUCAAUCACAUUCCCCUGCCCAUCGACAGCCGACUCAAAUGAAUCGUUGUAGGCCGAUCAUUGCUAUCCGAAGGCCUACUGGAGACGCCCCGACCCUUGUGUCUACCGGCCAGCCAUCGCUCAGACGACAGACAACAGCUGCUUUGGCAUCAGAAGCCCAGUCCCAAGCUAUCGCCACUGCAGCCGCCAGACUCGCCGCCGCCGCAAUUUAUCGACAGGCAAUGCUAGCCAAUGCUGCUGCAAAUGCCUCUGCAUCCAACCAAAUCGGAACAAUUCCAACAAGGAGGUCUGAAUCAAGUUCCAUAACUGCUGAUACUAAUAUUACUGCCAUUGCUGGCCCACAAGGAGCACAGACCCGUAUGCAGACUGCGGAAUUGCCUAUUGCUGCUACGGCAGCAGCCACAUUAGCUACGAUGCAGCUGCGGCUAGCCAUUGAACAGCAGUUGCAUCAGCUCACGGAUCAGACACAGCAGGCAGCCUUUCUUCUCAUUCUCCAACAAUUGGCCACUAGUCAAUUGAAGCAACAGCAACAACUAUCUCGUCAGCAGCGCCACCAUUUAAUUCACAACCAAAAGCAUUUAUCUGCAGGAAAAAGCACUCAAUCGGAUUCGCAGCCAGCUGGGCCCAUUCCUAAGAGCUUCGUGGCUAGAAUGGCUCAGGGUAGUGAUUAUUUCUAA